AAGGUGGAGGCUCACCUACCAUAAUAUCCCUCCUCCUUCCACCACUACUCAUACUACUUGUACUGCUGCCACCCCAUUUGCCCUUUCCUUCUUAUAGAGCUCUCUCUCUUUCUCUCUCUUUUCUCUUCACUUCUACUCUUUCUACCUUCCUUCCGUUUCUUCUUCUGUGUAAGGUACUGAUUUGUUGUUGUUAAUAUAUGGUAGUCUUGUCUUUCACUAAUGGACUCUGUUUUGUUUGGUGAGUCUUAUGGUGGAGUAAGUUGGGGGGCUUAUUAUGAGGAAAAUUCAGCAUUUUGCUACUUGGAAAAUUUAUAUUUUGAGCUUUUUAGCUCAGGUUUGGCUCUGCAUUUUUGUGGGUUCUCUUCCAAAUUUUGGGUUCUUCAAUUUUGUGUAGUGUCGGCAUGCAUUGAGUCACUAGUAUGAAGAAGGUUUUGGAGGUUUUGAUGUUUGUUUACUGAGAAAACAAGGGAAAAGAAAAGGCCAAUUACACCCACAUAUAUUUUCCAAUACAGAGAAUUUGGGAGUAAUUUAUCUUUUCUUUGGAAAACAGAGGAUUUUCCAAUUGGGAAAUUAACAAAGGAAAAUAAAGAAAGAAAGAGACAAUAGUCGCAUUCUAAAGAAGAACCAUGAUUGGACCAGCAAAUUUCAUAGACGAGAUAGACUGCGGCAGCUUCUUCGACCACAUCGACGACCUCCUUGACUUCCCCACCGACGAUAUAGAGGCUUGCCUCCCUGGUCCCGACUGCACCACUACCAACAAUAACAACGGGAACGCCAACUCGUUCCCGAGCAUUUGGUCUACUCAUUCAGACUCACUGCCGGGUUCCGACUCUGUGUUCUCUAAUAACAGCGGCUCUGAUUUCUCGGCGGAAUUAUCCGUUCCGUAUGAAGAUAUUGUUCAGCUGGAAUGGCUAUCAAAUUUUGUUGAGGAUUCCUUCUCUGGAGGAAGCCUCACAAUGAAUAAAGAAGAGUCCUCUUCCAUCAACAAUAACUCAUCGCAUCAACAAUUUCAGACCUCCAGUCCAGUUUCUGUCCUUGAAAGCAGCAGCUCCUGCUCAGGAGAGAAAACUGUGCCGGAAAUCAUUGGUUCGGGUAGGCAUGGGCGUGCUCGUAGCAAACGUCCUCGCCCUGCUACAUUCACUCCCCGCCCGGCUAUGCAACUUAUCUCUCCCAGCUCAUCUGUUACUGAGACCCCUCAGCCUGAGACUUUUGCUGCCCCUAAGGUCCCCUCAGAUUCUGAAAAUUAUGCUGAGUCGCGACUUUUGAUCAAAUUGCCAAAGCAUGUUGCCCCCGAACACAAGAAGAAGAAGAAGAAAAUCAAGUUUACAGUUCCAUUAGGUCCUGCAGAGACAACCCAAAAUUCGCCACCACAACAAGCAGUUAGGAAAUGUUUGCAUUGUGAGAUAACUAAGACACCACAAUGGAGGGCAGGACCAAUGGGCCCUAAAACUCUUUGCAAUGCUUGUGGAGUUCGCUAUAAAUCCGGCCGGCUUUUCCCUGAAUACCGACCUGCUGCGAGUCCAACUUUUGUUCCAUCCUUGCACUCCAAUUCCCAUAAGAAAGUCCUGGAAAUGAGAAGCAAGGCCGGUGAGAAUCUUGGUAUGGCUGGAAAUGCUAUAAUGAUGAGCAACUCGCCGGAGUUUAUCCCAAACAAUAGCAAUCUUGCAAUAGAUUACAUGUGAGGGAGGACAUGGAGAACAGUGUUUCCAGUUGAAGCCUCACUAUGCUGCCUCUUUAAUUCCAGUCUUUGUAUUAUUUGCUUACUGUUGUUUCAUUUCUUUGUUGAAUGGUUUUUUGUACAGGGAUGGAAUGGGAGGAAUUAGGAGAAAUAGAUGACCAUAUUUUAGCUAGUAGAGAAGGAUUGUAAGAGACAACUGGGAGAAAAAAAGGGCUAGAGACAAAUGGAAGGUUCAAGGACAGUAGAGUUUUAGGGUUUUAGUCAUGGGUAGGUCCUAAAGGUUAUUAAUUACUAAGGGUCUGUGUCUGUCUCUUUUUUGCAUUCUUUUUAUUUCUUUUUCCCUUUUCUUUGAUGGGUAUUCUUUUUGCAGUUCAAUUUGUUAGUAGAAAAUUCUGAAAUGAGUAAUGGAUUUUGAAAACUUAUAAUUCCUUA
Hevea brasiliensis (rubber tree) is the source of this 2110-nucleotide messenger RNA. Its product is annotated as GATA transcription factor 8. The record is from RefSeq and is a predicted model, not a curated record. Bases 627 to 1682 code for a protein of 351 amino acids. Gene Ontology annotation, cellular component: nucleus. The transcript has 4 exons. Gene Ontology annotation, biological process: positive regulation of DNA-templated transcription. Gene Ontology annotation, molecular function: sequence-specific DNA binding; zinc ion binding. Lineage: Eukaryota; Viridiplantae; Streptophyta; Magnoliopsida; Malpighiales; Euphorbiaceae.